Molecule: messenger RNA, 2639 nt
Organism: Daphnia magna
Lineage: Eukaryota; Metazoa; Arthropoda; Branchiopoda; Diplostraca; Daphniidae
Product: trifunctional enzyme subunit alpha, mitochondrial-like
Exons: 13
Coding region: 98-2446 (782 amino acids)
Biological process (GO): fatty acid beta-oxidation
Cellular component (GO): mitochondrion; mitochondrial fatty acid beta-oxidation multienzyme complex
Molecular function (GO): NAD+ binding; long-chain (3S)-3-hydroxyacyl-CoA dehydrogenase (NAD+) activity; enoyl-CoA hydratase activity
Source: RefSeq, a predicted model, not a curated record
UAUUCAAGUUUACAGGCUUUAACUAUUAAGUAGGCCUUGGUACAAGAUAGAAGAUAUCUUUGCAUUUCGAUCAACGUAAGAUCAGUUUAGGUUCGUUAUGGCUACCGGAAGAUUAAUUUUGGUUUCGAGGUUUGUGACCUUCGGCAAGAGAAGUUGGCUAAGUAAGCUUUCUUCAUGUCAAUUUUCAACAUCAAGAAGGGUUGAUAGCCGUAUUCACACCAAGUAUGAAGUUAAAAAUGGAAUUGCUGUAGUCAAGCUGGAUUCCCCAAACUCCAAAGUCAAUACACUAAAUGUUGAAACUAUGACUGAGAUUAAAGAGAUCAUGGAUGUCAUUACUAAAGAUGCAAAUAUCCAUGCAACUAUUUUGAUGUCAGGAAAACCAGGUUGUUUUAUUGCAGGUGCUGAUAUCUCAAUGCUUCAGAAAUGUAAAACAGCAGAAGAAGCUUCCAAGUUAUCGAAAGCUUGCCAAGAUCUGCUGCUGGAGGUGGAACACAGUAAAAAACCUGUUGUGGCUGCCAUAAUGGGUUCCUGUUUAGGUGGAGGGCUUGAGGUUGCUAUGGCAUGUCAUUAUCGUAUUGCUGUUACUGAGAGUAAGACGGUUUUGGGAUUACCUGAGGUACUUUUAGGCCUGCUCCCUGGUGGCGGGGGUACUCAGCGCUUUUUGCAGUUAACAUCCCUUCCAGCUACCCUGGAUAUGAUCCUAACUGGGAAAAGUGUUAAGGCAGACAAAGCUAAAAAGUUGGGUCUAGUUGAUCUGACUGUACAACCAUUGGGCCCAGGAUUGGAUAAACCUGACCAGCAAACUUUGCAGCAUUUAGAAAAAGUGGCUGUUCAGACUGCUGAAAAUUUAGCUUCUGGCACAAUAAAGGCCAAGCGCGAAAAGUCAGUCACCGAUCGCAUCUUGGCAGCAGCAUUAAAAUAUAAUUUUGUCAAGGAUUACAUUUUCAACAAAGCCAAAGCGCAGGUGAUGAAGCAAACCAAUGGAUUAUAUCCAGCACCCCUAAAGAUCUUAGAAGUGUUACGAACAACUGUAGAUAAAGGGUUUGAAGCCGGAUAUGUUGCUGAAAAUCAAGGCUUUGGUCAGUUGGCUGUAACUAAGGAAUCGCGUGGUUUAAUUGGUUUGUUUCAAGGCCAAACUGAAUGCAAAAAGAACAGAUUUGGAAAACCAGAACGUUCGGCAAAGACGAUUGGCGUAAUAGGCGCUGGUUUAAUGGGGGCUGGAAUAGCACAGGUUUCGGUUAAAGGAUUUGAAGUUUUGCUUAAAGAUGCGGCUGCAGGUGGUCUAGCACGUGGGCAAAAUCAGGUGUAUGCUGGUUUAGAAAAAUCUAUGAAGCGAAAAAAAUCACUAGGUAAGGAUUUCCUUAGAGCUGGAGCUAGCAUUUUACAUUUAUUUUUUAUUUUCCCUAGUUUUGAACGUGAUCGCAUUGCCUCCAAUUUAGUUGGUACGCUAAACUACGAGCCCUUCAAACAUUGUGACAUGGUAAUCGAAGCUGUGUUUGAAGAUUUAUCCCUUAAACAUCGUAUCGUCAAAGAAGUGGAAGCUAUUAUCCCAGAACAUUGCAUAUUUGCUACAAACACGAGUGCUUUACCAAUUACAAAAAUUGCGGAAGCCAGUAAGAGACCCGAAAAGGUCAUAGGCAUGCAUUAUUUUUCUCCAGUCGAUAAAAUGCAAUUGUUGGAAAUCAUCACUAACCCGAAAACUUCACGUGACACGAUUGCUUCAGCUGUAGAUGUUGGGCUACGACAGGGUAAAGUUGUUAUCACAGUAGGCGAUGGUCCAGGUUUUUAUACUUCGCGCGUUCUCUCCUUUAUGAUGGCUGAGGCAUACAGGCUUCUGUUGGAAGGAGUUGAACCACGAAAGCUUGAUAAACUGGGAAAAAGUUUUGGUUUCCCUGUUGGUCCAGUUACGUUGACGGAUGAAGUUGGUAUUGAUGUCGGUGCCCAUAUUGGAGAAUACUUGACUAAAUGUUUUGGUGAGCGUUUUGCGGGAGCAAAUCCGGAAGUUCUUAAUUCAUUAGUCAAGGCUGGAAUUACUGGUCGGAAGUCCGGAAAAGGCUUUUUUGUGUACGAGAAAGGAUUUAAAGGCGAGAAACCAGUUUGCACCGAGGCUCUUGACGUGCUUAAAAAAUAUUCGUUGGUUCCCAAAGGAUUACAAAGCGAUGAGGAUAUUCAAUUUAGGCUAGCUUCGCGAUUCAUUAAUGAGGCGUUGUUGUGCCUAGAAGAAGGGAUUCUCGCUAAUCCGGCGGAAGGUGAUAUUGGAGCCGUUUUUGGCUUGGGCUUCCCUCCAUUUACUGGUGGACCUUUCCGAUUCGUGGAUGAAUUUGGGGCUGACAAACUAGUUACCAUUAUGAGGAAAUUUGAAGCUGCAUAUGGCAAGUGCUUCACGCCUUGCCAGUUGCUACUGGAUCACAGCAAAAGCAACAAGAAGUUUUACGUCCGUGCUUAGAGAGCUACGCUCAGUCUGUUUUUGGGUACAGCCAAAGUCGCGUAUCCAUUAGAUAGACUUGCACAAUCAAUGCAAUUUAGAAAGGGCCAAUUUGGCUGCUUAACAUGGAAGGGAAUAUUUGUUUGUUUUUGAUUUUUUUUUUUGUAAUUUUUUAAAAAUAGCAAAUGUUGAAUUAAACUUUAUAUUUCAUGGA